CGGCGCGGGCCCGGCGCGAUGGCGGGGCCGGGGCCCGGGCCAGCCCCUCCGCGCCUGGCGCUGGCCCUGGCCCUGCUCGCCGCGCUGGUGGCCCUCAAGUACUACCGGGACGCGGAGGCGGCGCGGCAGCAGGAGCUGGCUCUGAAGUCCUUGGGGAAUGAGGGGCUGUUCCUUUUCUCCUCCCUGGACACCAACAAGGACCUGUACCUGAGCCCAGAGGAGUUCAAACCCAUCGCUGAGAAGCUCACAGGGGUUGCUCCAGUCUCAGAAUCCGAAGAGGAGGAGACGCCGGAUCCAGACGGGGAGACUUUGUCCAUUGUGGCCAAAUUCCAGCCCUUGCUCAUGGAAACAAUGACGAAGAGCAAGGAUGGUUUCUUGGGAAUUUCUCACGUGGCUCUGUCUGGGCUCAGGAACUGGACGGCCCCAGCAGCCCCUAUGAGUGUCCUGCUUGCCAAGCAGUUUAAAGCCUUUCUUCCUCCAAAGGAUAAUCUGGAUCUUGGGGAUCCGUGGUGGAUAAUUCCCAGUGAACUGAACAUCUUCACUGGCUAUCUCUCCAACAACAGGUUUUACCCUCCACCUCCCAAGGGCAAAGAGGUGAUCAUCCACAAGCUGCUGAGCAUGUUCCACCCACGGCCCUUCGUCAAGACGCGCUUUGCCCCUCAGGGAGCCGUGGCCUGCAUCCAGGCCAGCAGCAGCUUCUACUACACCAUAGCAUUCCGGAUCCACGCUGAAUUCCAGCUGAACGAGCCACCAAACUUCCCCUUCUGGUUUUCCCCGGGGCAGUUCACAGGUUACAUUGUCCUGUCCAAGGACUCUUCCCACGUCCGGGACUUCAGGCUCUUUGUUCCUAACAACAGGUCCCUGAACGUGGACAUGGAGUGGCUGUAUGGGGCAAGCGAGAGCAGCAACAUGGAAGUGGACAUUGGAUACCUGCCUCAGAUGGAGCUGGAAUCCACGGGGCCUUCAGUGCCCACCGUGAUCCACGACGAGAACGGGAACGUCCUGGACAGCAGGGACCCCUUGGGGGAGCCCAUCCAGUUCGUGUUCGAGGAGAUCACCUGGCAGCAGGAGAUCCCCUGGCAGGAGGCAGCCCACAGGCUGGAAGUGGCCAUGUAUCCAUUUAAGAAGAUCUCCUACCUGCCCUUCACAGAAGCCUUUGAGAGAGCACAAGCAGAGAAGAAGCUGGUGCACUCCAUCCUGCUGUGGGGUGCCCUGGAUGACCAGUCCUGCUGAGGUUCAGGGCGAACUCUCCGGGAGACCGUCCUGGAAAGUUCGCCCAUCCUCGCCCUGCUGAACGAGAGCUUCAUCAGCAGCUGGUCCCUGGUGAAGGAGCUGGAGGAGCUGCAGAGCAACAGAGAGAAUGAGUUCCACAGCAAACUGGCCAAGCUGCACCUGGAGAAAUACAACUUCCCUGUGGAGAUGAUCAUCUGCCUCCCCAACGGCACGGUGAUUCACCACAUCAAUGCCAACUAUUUCCUGGACAUUACUUCUAUGAAGCCUGAAGAUGUUGAAAGCAGCAUCUUUAGUUUCUCAACCAAUUUUGAAGACCCUUCUACUGCAACUUACCUCCAGUUCCUGAAGGAAGGGCUGCACAGAGCAAAACCAUACCUGCACCCCUAAAAACAGGCACCUGAAUGCCCCACUGAGAUGGCCAAAGACUUCAGAGAUCUAUUUUGGUUACAGCAAAGCCUCCUCAUCUCCAUGCCAGACGUUGGUGUUGAACUGCAGGCAGUCCCAGACCCGGUCUUGGUUUGAGCCUGAGUUCCAGUUUACACAACCUGCCCUUUCAGUUCAGGCACAUUUCUACAGGAAUGAAAAUACUUGAAUCCAUUCCCAGUGCACCUGCCUGGGUGUGCCACCCACCUUCAUUUCUUUGCAGCUCCUGCUAAGCCUGGUGGAACUGGUGUAACCCCAGGACUGCUGAUCUCCAGGACUUGCUGAGUGCAGGGAGCAGCACUGCCAUUGUGACCGAACACUCGUGGUGAGGACAGAGCCCUGCUCCCCUCGGGGCCAGCCUGGUGUCCUGGGGCAGCUCUGGACACUGACUGACAGUGACAAUCCGUGUGACAGGGCAGUGGCAGCUGUGUGUGACAGCCCUGAGCAGCGCCCUGUGUCACCUGGUGGCCUCACUCAGGCAGGGUCUGUGCCCCGAGGGUGGCACAGGGACACUAGGAGUGGGCCCCAGGGCAAUAGAGGGGUCAGGUGAGGAUCAGUUUGAGCCCCCAGGAGCUCCCCCAGUGACCCCAGGCUAAAGGACACAGCAGUGAGCAGUGUCCCACCCAUCCAUCCCUCCCAGGGCUCCCUCCCCAGCAGCUCUGGGAGCUGCUCCCAGUGUCCCUUGAAGCUCAUGCUCUGUCCCUGUUUGCUUUGAGCUUCCAGGUUGUGCUGGGUGAGGAACCAUGAAGUUCCUUCUGGGAGCUGCCCUGAGAUCCUCACCUGGAUGAGGACUGGGCAGUUCUAAAAGCCAGAAGUACAAAAAGGUAUUUUCAGGAAUUUUUUCCAAAGAGAUUGUUCAGACAUGAAGCCAUUAUCCCUUACCUGAAGCCACCUUGAGCAGUUGCUCCCACUCUGUGCCAAUGCCUGGAUACAGAAUGAGCAUCAUUUUGUAAUUUGGAGAAGGAAAGGUUAAAUGGAACGGGUUUUAAGGCAUAUUCCUACAGACAUGUGAGGGGACAAAGCAUCCUCAGUAGCUGCCUGCAGCCAGCCCUGGCUGGUGAUGCUUUUUCUGCUCUCUGAAGCACAAUUUUGUUGGACCAAAUCAAAUUAAGGGAAAAGCCUUUUUUUUUUUUUCAUUCCUGGGCUCCAGGUCCUGGGAGGACCCUGGGGGUGGCAAUUACCCUGUCCCCAGCCUUCCUGUCCAUACCUGAGCCUGGGGACUGAGCUUAGCUGGACCUCUGGGCUGUCACUUCACUAAUUGCUCUAGUGAGAUUAAUUAAUGGCCCCGGGAUGUUUCUCAGUGUUGGCUUUGUAACUAUGCAUUAGCUCUGCACUUUCUCACACCCCAGUGGGACAGGCAGGGUCUCAGAGUUCCUGUCACCCCUUGGGCACUUCCAUCCCUGCCGGAUGAUCCCUGUUUAUUCUCACGAGCUCUCGGCACGAGCCUGGACAGUGGCAGAGGGAGCCCCAAAGCCACCUCCACGCCGGAGCAGCCUGGGGGAUCCCGAGGAGUCACAGGGGAGCCGCCCGUGUCCCUCUGGCUGUUAACGUGCCCGGCUGCUCCGUGGCUGCCGCCCGGGUGUCCAUCGGUCGGUGCCCAGCGCCGUGUGCUCGCCCGUUCGCUCCGUGUUCUCUCGGGAGCGGGUCCCGCUGCCGCCCCUGCCGCGCCUGGUGACGCCCCGGCCCGAAACCCGCGGCGGGCCCGGGCCGAUGUCGGCCGGGAGGGGCGGCGGAGCGGCCCCGGUAAAACAUCCGUGCAUCCUCA
Molecule: messenger RNA, 3421 nt
Organism: Vidua macroura (Pin-tailed whydah)
Lineage: Eukaryota; Metazoa; Chordata; Aves; Passeriformes; Viduidae
Gene: SELENON
Product: selenoprotein N
Exons: 12
Biological process (GO): skeletal muscle fiber development; calcium ion homeostasis
Cellular component (GO): endoplasmic reticulum membrane
Source: RefSeq, a predicted model, not a curated record